This is a messenger RNA of Saprolegnia diclina VS20, 3390 nucleotides long. RefSeq lists its product as hypothetical. The record is from RefSeq and is a predicted model, not a curated record. The transcript is spliced from 9 exons. NCBI's taxonomy places the organism in Eukaryota, Oomycota, Saprolegniomycetes, Saprolegniales, Saprolegniaceae. Gene Ontology annotation, molecular function: GTPase activator activity; syntaxin binding; myosin II binding. Gene Ontology annotation, cellular component: cytoplasm; plasma membrane. Gene Ontology annotation, biological process: regulation of exocytosis. Bases 13 to 3360 code for a protein of 1115 amino acids.
UGCGAGGCGAGCAUGGGGAAUCAGCAAGGAAGCCCACGCAAGUCGAAGCGGUCGUCGCUGCAGGGCGUGCUCAACCUCGUCCAAGGCAAGGUCGACGAGGCCAUCGAGGAUCACUCGCGCCUCGCGCCCGACAUGUUUGCCGUCUCGCUCGCCGGGCACCAUGGCCUGCCCGCGCAGCCGUCGCUGACGUGCUACCUCGCGGCCCACGAGCUGCUCGUCGUUGCAGCUGGGUACCAGCAGAUCAAGCUCUACGGCGAAGACGGCCUCGAGAUGUUUGUGUCGUGCAUCGCGAACGAGGCCACGGCGACGGCCGGUGCGUCCACGAGCUUCCUGCAACCCACGGCGAAUGGGCGCCUUGUGCUUGUCUCGUCCGACAGUGGCGUCCAAGUUGUCUCGCUCGAGCAAUUGCAAUCCGGCGCGUCGCCGCUCAUCGCGUCCUUGUCGCCAAGCUGGAAAAUGUGCCGGAUCACGGCCCUCGAGACGAUCAAGAGCCACAAGGCGGCGCCGUUCUUCUUCCUCGCCCUCGACGACGGAUCGAUUCAGGUCGUUCAAGAAGAGACUUGCGCAUUCGCCACGUACGCGAUCCAGGCUGCGCAGCUCGGUCUUGGCGGCGACGACGUUGCCGUUUCGGCGAUGGCCAGCAACCCGAGCGACGCCAACCAGUUGCUCUUGGCGUACGAAGGCGCGCAUGAGACCAGCGUCUUCCUCUGGGACCUCGCCAAGAAGAAGGUAUUGCACAAGGCGACCGUGCCGCCGGCCCAUGGAAGCGUCCAGAGCCUCGCAUGGCAUGCGAGCGGCAAGCGGUUCGCCGCCGGCUUCCAAGAUGGCUCGUUUGGCGUCUUUCGCACCGACAAGCAGCAGAGCGCGUUCUUUCCUACCACGACGGCGGCUCCGUUGACGCGGCUGGCGUGGGCAGCGACCGACGCCAACUCGGCCGGCCUCCUCAUGUGCGCCUGGACACCAUCCUCGCCGUCCGUACAGAUCUACGCGGCGCCACGAGACAUCUCGGCCAAGGACGCGCUCUCGGCGAUGACGAAACACGCAUCGUUUCCUUGGCGCAUCACGUCCUUGCCCACGUCAUCGCGCGUUAUGGACGUCGUCCUGACAAGCCAUUUGACGCCAUCUGCGUCAUGCGCGCCGUUCACUUGUAUUGCGCUCGUCGGCGACCCCAUGGGUGGUGUGCUGCCUCGUAUCGAGUUGCUGCCCGUGCCAUGCACCGUCGUCCAGCCGCUCACACCGAAAGAGGAGCUUGUCUGGAUCGAGAUGGACGUUCUGCCACUCCCACUUCCGUCGUCGUCGGUGCAGACACCUACCGUCGCUGCGUGGCACAUUGUCGAUCUCGGCGGCGUCAACGGCUCUUUGCGGGACGAUCUCUUCUCGACGUGCGAGGCCAAAGCCGAACCAAGUAGCCUCAACGGGUGGUCGUCGCCGCUUCGAGGAGGAUCGAUCGAGCACGUGACGCCGCAGCUGUCACCCGACGCCUGUGCGCAGCUGCACGCGACGGAUGUGCACCGCGCCUCGCUGGUCGUCACGGCCCAUUUCGACGCGUCGACCUCAGUCGUGCGUUUCUGGGAGCUCCUGCCACGUCAUGACGGUAUUGGCGCCGGCAUUUUGACGCUACUGCAUACGCUGGACCUUGCGCCCCUCGAGCUCACGUUCAAGCAAGUGACGGCGGUGCACUUUUGCCCUACUUCGCGACUGCUGCUUGUGGGCAUGGAGUCGGGCGAGGUGGCGGUCUUUUCGUUUCAGGAAGGAUUUCAGCUUGCGUUCACGCUCCACGUGCACUCGAGUGCGAUCGAGCACAUGGUCGUCUCGGCGUCGCUUGGGUACCUUGCGACCUCGGAUGCAUUUGGCGUCGUCGCCAUUGUGCACUUGGAUUCGCAAGAGUACAAGCUCGCGGUGUUUGAUAUCUCAACCGAAGAGGCUGUGAGUGUCAACGCACUCCUUCUCCACGAGCGUCUGCUGUUUGUGGGCCGAGGCAACAGCUGUGUCGAGCUCUACGACCUCGUGUCUGCCGAUCUCCUCACGCGUUGCCACGUGAGCGACGGCCCCGCCGACGCAAUCGCCCACCUGCUCUUGCUCCACGAAGACGGCGCACCCGUGCAUCCCGUGGCUCUGGAGAGCCGAGCCGAGAGCGAGUCGCACGAUGAGCUCAAGAAGACCGAGACGGAGCGCAAGGUGGCCGGGAUCCUUCAGCGCUACGCGGCGCCGCCAACGCGCAUGCCAAUCGAGCGCCAUGAAGGUGUACACGUGACGUUGGCACCCGGGCCGCUCGGACUCUUUCUGGACGACGAAACGCAAGACCGGGUUCUCGUCAAGGCGUUUGUGGACGAUGCACCCAACGCAGCUCUUCUGCGCCAACACGGCGUGACAGCCAUGAGCUCGCUUGUCGCAAUCAACGGCGCCGACGUCUCCCAGCUGCGCAAGGACGACGUCGUGCAGCUCUUGUCGUCGCUCAGCGCCGAGACAAAGCUCCUGACGUUUGCGCCGCCACCAGAAGCCGAGGCGCCGUAUCUGCUCUGCGCCAAAGGCAGGUCGCUGGCCAUCUUUAAGGCCGUCGCACCCGAGAGUACACAAAGCGCUGCGACGUCCCCGUCGCCGAUGCCAACACUCGCCGUCGAUGUCGAGGCGUCUGUGGAGCUGCGCUCGACCAUUGCGUCACUGGCGAUCGUGAGCCUUCCGAUCGACGGACGGCUCGACCAUGGUAUUCUGGCGCUGGACGAUUCUGGCUACGUGUACAUGCUUGCGGCGCCGAGUCUGCGGGUCAUUUGGAGUGCGUCGCUGCCGUCGAUGGUGCAAACAGGCUACGCGUUCGACUAUGUCCACGUUGGCGUGGCAGCGUCGAGCGCCGAGAUUAUAUUGUGCACGUCCUCGGGUGACGUGGCGCGCUUCUCGGUGCUGCAGAACGAACUCGCGUCGGAGCUGUCGAUGCUGCAAUGGACCACGACCAAGGUCCGCGUGACUAGCGACAAGCCUGUGCAGCAGCCGACGGUGGCUGAGCCGCCCCUCGAGCGUCGCAACAGCAGCAGCAUUUUCAAAGUGUUCUCCUCGAGCUCGACCGACGUCGACUUGAACAAGGUGUUUGUGGUGCCGCCCAAGGACCAAUCGGAGCGCGAGCGGCUCAUGGGCGACCGAUCACCGGCGCCGCAAGCGACGGGUGCCACCAAAGAUAUCAAGGGCGGUAUGAGUGCGACGAUGGGCGCGCUGAACGAAGCGACUCAAAACCUCCACUUGCGCGGCGAGAAGCUCUCGGACUUGGGCGAAAAGACGGAGCAGCUCAAGCGCCACGCCGAUGAGUUUUACCAGACGAUGCGCGCGUUCAACGAGCGUGAGGCCAAGAAGAAAUGGUACCAAAUCUAAGACACAAAUGUAUGUAUCUCUUCUGCAAUA